AUGACCCGUCUCCAUGCAUCAUGGCUCUUACGAGUCCAUCCCUCAAAUCGCAUCACCCGAUAUAACCGCUUCCUUCCAGCACUAGAUACCCUUGGCACCCCCGAACACCCAAUCUCUCCAUUGCUCACUCCCAACGCCCUGAUCCUCAUUGGCAGCAACCCACCCAUUCGCAGCCGCCACCUCUCACAUUUCCAUCGUCAUGUCCACGUGGCCUGGGACAUCAAUUUGAGUUCUAACGAGGGUCCGGAUUCUGUCUCGACCUUUCCGACCGCUGCUACGGAUGGCGAGGGCUCAGUUCAUGCCGCGCAGAGGGACAUUUACGUGCCGCCAGCUUGA
Messenger RNA from Penicillium riverlandense, 336 nucleotides. RefSeq lists its product as uncharacterized. NCBI's taxonomy places the organism in Eukaryota, Fungi, Ascomycota, Eurotiomycetes, Eurotiales, Aspergillaceae. Bases 1 to 336 code for a protein of 111 amino acids. The record is from RefSeq and is a predicted model, not a curated record. The transcript is spliced from 2 exons.